AUGACAAAGACAUUUCUGAAGGACCACUGCAAACAAAAUAAACUCUACAUGACACCUCGAUUGAAUGACACACUGUAUUUGCACUUCAAAGGCUUCUCCACUAUAGAGAAUCUGGAGGAGUACACAGGGCUGAAGUGUCUCUGGCUGGAGUGCAACGGGCUGCUGCGCAUCCAGAACCUGCAUGCCCAAACAGACCUACGCUGCCUCUUCCUCCACCAGAACCUCAUACACAAUCUGGAGAACUUAGAACCACUCAGCAAGCUCUGCACCCUCAAUGUCUGCAACAACUACAUACGCACCAUCGAAAACAUUGCCUGCCUCCCUGAUCUGGGCACCCUGCAGAUAGCCCAUAAUAAGCUGCAGACAGUGGGAGACGUGGAGCAUCUGAGUCAGUGCCUCUCCCUCAGUGUACUGGACAUGUCCCACAACCUGCUGGAUGACCCAGACAUCCUCACUGUGCUGGAGAGAAUGCCUGAACUGCGCGUGCUGAACCUGAUGGGAAAUGAAGUGAUAAAGAAAAUCCCAUACUACAGGAAGACUAUGAUCAUACGUCUAAAACAGCUCACGUACCUGGAUGACCGACCUGUGUUCCCAAAGGACAGGGCGUGUGCGGAGGCAUGGGGCACAGCGGGUCCAGAGGGGGAGCGCAGGGAGAGGGAAUCAUGGCAAACACGAGAGAGAAGGAAGAUCCAGGACAGUCUGGAUGCCAUGGCAACCAUCAGAGACCAAGCCAGGGAGAGACUGCGAGUCAGAGAGCUGCAAGAGAGAGGGGAAUAUGAGACCACUACAACUCCAGAACUUGAGAGCCCCAGUGAAAAGAACCAGAGCCAGAAUCAGAGCCUGGGCUGGGAGGAGAGGAUUCAGGCAUUUGUGGAGGACAGUCUGGAGGCCCAUGAAGAGUUCCUACAGACACAGAGAAAACAGCCAGAAAAGGAGGAGCUAGGGAAUGAACAGCCUCUGAAGAAACAGCUAGACAGAGAACAAUCAGAAAGAGAGGAUCUGGAGAGAGAUCAGCUAGAGAGAGAAGACCAAGAGGGAGAUCAGCUAGAGAGAGAGGACCAAGAGGGAGAUCAGCUAGAGAGAGAGGACCAAGAGGGAGAUCAGCUAGAGAGAAAGGACCAAGAGGGAGAUCAGCUAGAGAGAAAGGACCAAGAGGGAGAUCAGCUAGAGAGAAAGGACCAAGAGGGAGAUCAGCUAGAGAGAGAGCACCAAGAGGGAGAUCAACUAGAGAGAGAGGACCAAGAGGGAGAUCAGCUAGAGAGAAAGGACCAAGAGGGAGAACAGCCAGAUGGAGAGCAAGCAGCAGAAGAAAGCUUAAAGGAAGACCGGUUAAACCAGUCAAAGAGAGAACAACUACAAAGAAGGCAGCCAAAGAGAGAGAAGUUAGAGAGAGAGCAGUCAGUAUGUGGCGAGCCAGUGUCUCAGACAGCUGGGGUGAUUGUAGAGCACGGUCCUGGACCAAUGGUGACUGAGCUAGAGGAGACAGAGGACCUGGAGACCAUCCACCUGGAGCCACGCCCACCACUUCGUAUUGAUGAUCUCCCUGACCUGGAGGAUGUGAAUGUUGAAGAUCCAGACAGCACCUGCAUCUUCUCCUCUCAGCAAGUAUUCCGGCCAAAGAUAGAGGUAAUUUCAGGAGACAACAACGAUGUAGAUCCAAUCAUACAUCAGAGUGGGACUGUGUGGACCACAGAGACCACACCUACCUCAGAUCCAAGCUCAUCUUCACUGUUCAAGGUCUGUGACAACACGUCAAACAAAUCGCCCACCAAUCACCUAGUAGCAUUGGACCCAGAGGCGGGGGAUGCCCCAGAGCUGGUGAUAUCAGACCCUCAGGGAGAACCCAGACAGAGGCAGAGCCCUGAAGCCAGAAAACCAGGUUGUCUCAUUGAGGAGCUCAACUAACUCUGCAGAAGGCUGUGAUAGCAUUAACAACACUAGGUUUAGGUGUUCAAUCUGGGAAAGCCUUGUUUUGCUGAAUACAGGUACAAUGUAAGCACAGAGAGCUGCUAUGGAGCUAUUUUGCAGCCACAGGUUUACACCCAACAUAUUUUCCGCACGAAACAAUUGUUUUUUGUUUUUUUGUUAGUUAUUCGUAGCUGUUUUGUUACUGGUUAUACUUUAUAUUCUGUAUUCUCAGGCUCAGUGUUCUAAUUUAAAUGUUCAUAAACUCUACUUCAAAUCCAUUCCAAGAUAAUUCCAGGCAGAUUAUAGCCAGGGCUCAUAAAAUAAAACGUUAUAGUACAGUAUGGGGAAUUUGUCUCAUUGCUUGUUACGCAAAUACUUAAAAUAUACCACUAGGUGGCACUGAAGUACCAAAUGUGCACCUCAUAUGUGCAAUAGACUGGCCCAUUCUUACAGAAAAUAAAACAUAAAAAACAAAAACAAGUUUAGAAAAUAGAAUAAUGAUGAUGAUGAUCAUGCAGAAAUGUGAACCUAAAGAAUAGUUAUUUUGUCAAAGUCUUUGCGAGUUUUAGUAGUCGUAUUAUUACAGACCUGCUAAUGCAAAACCACAUAGAAUCUCUUCUUUAUCAUUUAAUCUACCCUGGACUGAGGGUGAGAUUUCAGGGCCAAGUGCUCAGGUAAAAUACUGGUCACAGGGAGACUAGAGAAUAGAUUUAUAGAUUGGGUAUUUCAAAUAAAGGUACCAAAAAGAGGAUUAACAAAAAAUAUAUCCACCU
Molecule: messenger RNA, 2681 nt
Organism: Oncorhynchus masou masou (cherry salmon)
Lineage: Eukaryota; Metazoa; Chordata; Actinopteri; Salmoniformes; Salmonidae
Product: dynein axonemal assembly factor 1-like
Exons: 8
Coding region: 1-1905 (634 amino acids)
Molecular function (GO): protein binding
Source: RefSeq, a predicted model, not a curated record